Clarias gariepinus (North African catfish) is the source of this 3602-nucleotide messenger RNA. RefSeq names its product zinc finger protein 699. Gene Ontology annotation, cellular component: nucleus. Gene Ontology annotation, molecular function: RNA polymerase II transcription regulatory region sequence-specific DNA binding; DNA-binding transcription factor activity, RNA polymerase II-specific. The transcript has 3 exons. Gene Ontology annotation, biological process: regulation of transcription by RNA polymerase II. The record is from RefSeq and is a predicted model, not a curated record. Lineage: Eukaryota; Metazoa; Chordata; Actinopteri; Siluriformes; Clariidae. The coding region runs from base 370 to 3039 and encodes 889 amino acids.
GAUGGCGCGGUUACGCUUUAUCCUGUCAUAACAACCGCCAAACCCCAAUGGAGAGGAAGAAGAAGCAAAAGAAGCAGCAGGCAGUAUUAGAAAAUGGUGCAUAUUUUUAUUCUGUAAACGAGUUUUAGUAGUUAUUUAUUUAAUUUGUUGGCCUCUUGAAAGCAGUUCUUUGCGAAAUCCGUGCUUUCGGAUGACUCGUCUGUGAAAGUCAAAGCGGAAUCUGUGAGGUGGAUUAGGAAGGUUAGCUAGCAGCUCUUAGCAACACAACACUAACAGCACACCAAUCCUUUUCACACUGCGCGUGCAGAAAGAGAAGAAAGUGUCAGUGCAACGGAUGUCUUUAUUUUGAUUAUUUAUUGUUUAGCAGACAUGGCUUCAGAGUUCACUAUUGACAUCCAGCUCACUGAGCUGGGCUUUUCAAGCUGGGACUUCCAGGUAUUAAAACAGAAAGAGACACAUCAGGACAAUGCAGACCUGGACAAUGCAUCUGCAACAAUGACGUCGGCGUGUCCCACGCCAGUGGACAUGCUCGUGCAGGAGGAAACAUCUGUGAGGCAUUUUACUCCUGUUGUUCAUCCAAUUUCUCUUCCCAGUCAUAAUGGCUCUCAGGAAUUUAGUACCAGUUCAGUGCAUGCAGAUUCCACAGAGACGAGCACAGGCGAUGGCGACAAGACUGUACAUGAAGAACAAAGUUUAUGUGUUAGAGAAAAAAGAAGAAAAUAUCCAUGGUAUGAUGAAAAUGCUGAAGAGCGACUUAAAGGGGACAAAAGGAAAAAAUUACACAAAGAUCAGAGAAAGAAUGCUGAGCUGAAAGAAGGAGGAGCUCAGAGGAAGCUGGCUAGCGAUGCUGAUGUUUCUGAGGAAGAAGACGAAAAUGAUAAUGAGGAGGACGAUGAGGAAGAUGAUGACAACGAUGAUGACAACGACUCGACAGAAGAUGAGGAAUGUGAUGAUGGGUUGUCUUCAGAUACAAACGGUUGGGAAGAGCACCGCUGCGAGGUGUGCAGCCUCAGCUUUCCCACGAUGUUCCUCCUACAUGAACAUUUGCAUGUACAUAAUGGCGUUCGUCUCUACCGCUGCGCAGAAUGCGGCAAGCAGUUCUGUCACCUCGUGAACUAUCGCAAGCACCUGCGCUCUCACGGACAAGCGUCCACUCUUCAAUGCGUCAUUUGCACAGCCCAGUUUGCAACACAGGACGAACUGAAGCACCAUCUGGACACGAACCACUUUGAGGAAAAGUUCUAUCAGUGUGAUCUCUGCAAGCGCAUUUUCACCAGCUUCGUGGAGUGCGAGAAACACGUGCAGACACACAAGCGGCGCGCUAAACGCUACCCCUGCCCCAAAUGCGAACACAGCUUCCGCCAUCGCAGAUCCAUGCUUUACCAUCUCAAGCGUCACAAAAAGGGCAUGUUCGUCUGCACGGACUGUGGCCUGGCGUUCUCCACAAAAGCCGUGCUCCUGCGCCACAGCUUUCAUCACCUGGGCCUGUUGCCGUACACCUGCAUACGUUGCAAGCGGCAUUUCCGCUUAUCCUCUCUUUACAUGAAGCACGAGUGUAAACCAGAGCAGUUGCAAUGCGUGGCAUGUCUCGUCGUCUUCCAGAGUCAGGAGGACUUCCUGAAGCACAAGAAGGACACAGGUUGCUGGGGUCAUCAGACUGCUCCGAGCUCAAAGACUAAUGACAUCCGGUGUAUGGAGUGUGGGCAGGUCUUUGACAAUUCAGAGGAACUUAAGAAGCACGCCGGGAUGCAUCAGAGGAUCCUGAAGUGCGCGGAGUGCGGCAUGGGUUUUCGCUCAUCCAUUAUGCUCAUGUCGCACAUGGGAGGUCAUGUGGCUCAGCGGCCAUGUCUCUGUAAAAAGUGUGGCGUUGGGUUUUGUCAUCAGCAGGCUUAUGACAGCCAUCUUAAAACCUGUGGGCUUGUGAAUCCAGCAGAGAUUCUCUUAAAGAAGCAAAAGCCAAAUUCAAGUAAGAAACCAGUUGUCACUCCAACACGCAGGGAAAUUCGACCGCUCCCACAGCUUGCACAGUCACGUCCAGCUGUUGUACUAAGUGGCCAAACAAAAGCUACUGAAGGUCUGACUACAUUCACUUCAAACAAAGAGCCGGCUUCUUCUGUACCACUGGUUAUGCUUUUACCGGUACAAUCUUCGUCUGCAUCCAGCGCCAUCCAGGCUCCCCAAAAGCUUCAUUCUGAUGUUUCAAAGCGAAGCUUGUCGGCUCCACAGGUGGUUCACAUUCCAUUACCCUUGAAUAACUGUUCAGUACAAAAUGAGCCUGACAGAACAGUACUGUUAAAAGACAUGGCUGGCCCGGUGCCUAGCUCCAAUGUACUGAUACCUUUACCAACUGUGAAAAAUGAGAAAACAGCAUGGACACUAUUAGAUGGUCCGUGCACAUCUAGUUCAGUAACAAAAAUAUACACAGUGAUAAAACAGCGUGAACAAGAGUCUAAUUUAAAAUUUAAACCCGUGAUGCAAAUUGUUCGGCUAAAUGCAAAGACUGACCAGAAAAAGAAUAUUUUGUCCAACCUAGAGAUUGCACAGGUCUUGAGCAUGAUGAAGAAAAAUAAUUGCGAUAAUAAGCCGAAGGAAAAUCUAUUAACCCCGCCACCUACAGCUUCAGACAACGCAGAAACAACAGCAGGCGGUGAAAAGCCAAGCGGAUUAAGGAUGGAAAACCCCUCACUUGGAAAGAGCAGUGACGCCCAAAUAACAGCAAACACAGAGAGACAGAGUGUUAGUGCUGUAAAAAUGCAGCCUUGUUGUCGUGGUGUUGAUUCUUCAGCAGACAUGCUUGUCAGUUCAACCGUUAAGAGACAAACAGAAGAGGAUCAAAUCCCAGCAUCAGUCUCCUCAAACCCGGAAGAGAGAGCAUCAAAGGACAACGUACACGAGAGAGACGAACCACAUGAGGACAACGGCCUUGGUCUGGAGAGCACACUGGUGGAGUUAGGUGAUGAAGCGGAUAUAGUGCAGUGUGAAACUUGUGGGGAAAUGGUUUUAGAAAGCGACUUGGUCCAACAUGGUAUGAAGCAUUAAGUCUCUCCUGUUCCUGCCAGUUCCUCGAUCCUGGGCUUUGUAAACUUGAACUGCUACAGGUUUUUGUUUGCGUGAGAACAUAAACUAUAAAAUAUACAACUCUAUACUAAAUUCUUUUCUUUCUUUCUUCUGUUUAAUUUAAAGCAAAGAAAAUCUUUCUCUUGAAUCCGGUAUUUUGGAGAAAACAGUAAUGGACUGUGUGUGUGUGUGUGUGUGUUCAUAUUCAUAUGAAUAAAACACUAAAUAUUUUUUUAAAAAAUGAUGGUUUGCGGAUUAUGCAGGUAAUUUUCACAAAUGCUUUACACUGUUUUACAGAAUUUAGCUAAUUUCUUUUUGUGUAUGAAUAUCAAAUUGCAUUUAAAAGGUAAUGUGCAAUCGUUUUAAGAGAUUAUCCUCAGAAUUAAAUCUAUCGAAACUAUUUUUUUUCCGACAUUUUUUUUUUCUUUGACAUAGACUUGUUUUCGUAUAACAAGACAAGAGUUCAUGAUGGAGGUAUAAUUUUAGCUAUGAGAUGAGUUAAACAUUACGUUGUACGUCAGUGGAAAUAAAAGCGCAAUCGGUUA